Messenger RNA from Zophobas morio, 856 nucleotides. Its product is annotated as glutathione S-transferase-like. Gene Ontology annotation, biological process: glutathione metabolic process. Gene Ontology annotation, molecular function: glutathione transferase activity. The record is from RefSeq and is a predicted model, not a curated record. Lineage: Eukaryota; Metazoa; Arthropoda; Insecta; Coleoptera; Tenebrionidae. The coding region runs from base 65 to 679 and encodes 204 amino acids. The transcript is spliced from 4 exons.
AUCUGCCAGUUCUCGGCGCAUAUUUGGUAGCACAAAAAGCUAGUUUUGAGUCGCGGAUUUUGCGAUGGCACCGGCUUACAAAUUCAUCUACUUUAACGCCCGUGGUUUGGGAGAAACAUGUCGCUUCCUUUUCAACUACGGCGGUAUCGAAUUUGAAGACAUCCGUUUCGAGGAUGAGGAGUGGCCCCAGUUGAAACCAAAAAUGCAGUUCGGGAUAGUCCCGGUUCUGGAACAUGAAGGGAAGCAGAUUUGUCAGAGCAUCGCUAUUGCCAAAUAUUUGGCGAAGAAAGUUAAGUUAGCGGGGAAUGACGAUUGGGAGGACUUGGAGAUUGAUGCAAUUGUGAACACUGUGUAUGAUUUGUAUCUCAAGGUGUUACCUAUUUAUUAUGAGCAAGACAGUUCUAAAAAGGAGUCACUGAAAGAAAAGGCUCUGAAAGAAGCGCUUCCUUAUUAUUUGCCGCGUUUGGAAGCGAUCGUUCAAAAGAAUAACGGUUAUUUGGCACUGGGACGGUUGACGUGGGCCGAUUUACACUGGGCGUCGCUUUCUCCAAUAUUCGAUAUACUGACUGGAAAAGACAACCUUGCCGGUUUUCCAAAUUUGAAAGGUUUGAGGGAAAAAGUAAAUGAGCUCCCGGCUAUCAAAAAGUGGAUUGAAAUUCGACCAAAGACUGAAAUGUAGACUGAGUUUACUUUUUUUAACUUUAUCAGAAAAGGUGAACAUAUUUUGUGACUUUCGCUCGAUAAUUCCAUGAUAAGUGUUAAUAAGAUGAUAUUAUUCAAUUUAUGUUUUUUUAUUAUCAUUAAAAAAUACAUUGCGAAUAUUGUUUGUUGUUGAAUAAAAUUAUCUGCAUUUAAA